Messenger RNA from Clonostachys solani, 1020 nucleotides. NCBI's taxonomy places the organism in Eukaryota, Fungi, Ascomycota, Sordariomycetes, Hypocreales, Bionectriaceae. The record is from the annotation of a GenBank genome assembly.
AUGGUCAAAGUCACUAUUCUUGGGGCGGGAGUCACUGGCAUGACCAUUGCCAGCCAACUCCCCGUCGACUACGAAGUCACCCUCGUCGGAAAGCACCUGCCCGGAGAUCUCGACAAGACCUGGGCCAGUCCCUGGGCUGGAGCCGUAUGGGUCGGAGUGCACGACUCCAAUAAGGAAGACCAAAAGACGCAGCUCGAUGGGUUCACCGGGCUGUGGCAUCUUGCCGAGAAGCACCCCGAGUCGAGCGUGCACAAGGCCGAGAUGACGGAGAUUAUGGACAUUGGAUCCCCCGACGAUGUCUGGUACCAGGGCAAGGUGCCCGACUUCCGGUUCCUCUCCAAGGAGGAACUGCCGUCGGGGGCAAAGUACGGCAUGAAGUACAAGACGUUGGUCAUCACCCCGCAAGUCUUUGUGGUGUGGAUGCGAGCGAGGCUCGAAGCUCGAGGUAUCAAGUUUGUGCGAGCCAAUGUUCUCGCCUUGGGUGACUUGAAGCACCUCGGGCAUGACAUUCUCAUUAAUGCUUCGGGGCUUGGAUCUGCCACCCUCAACGACGUCCGGGACCCUCAUCUUAUCCCUUACCGCAACCAGUCUCUUGUCAUCCGCGAUAGCAAGUAUCAAGGUCUCUACAUCCGAAGGGGUCCUAAUGGCUACUAUUCGACUGCGUUCGCACGACAGGACGGAAACGUCUACAUGGGUGGCAUGCUUACCGCUAACAGCACUGAUAUCGUGGCGAAGGAGGAGACUCGCAACAGAAUCAUCGCGCGAGUUCACAACAAUCUUCCGCAGUAUUUCCCAUCCCCCAAGAUUACCGACUAUGAUUUCGUUGGUGAUCAUGUCGGCUACUGGCCCUCGCGUCUCACCGAGCAUGGCGGCAACAGAGUGGAGAAGGAGGUUCUCGACGGCCAGAAGGUCGUCCACGCCUAUGGUCAGUUCGCUGGUGGCUACGUCAACAGCUACGGUAUCGCCCUCAAGGUGAGAAGAUUGGUGGACGAGUUUUUGUAUCCGCUGGCUAGACUGUGA